AUGAUUGUGCAAAAUGAUAUGGUCAGUGUUAAUGAGACUUUUGCUUCUAGUAGCAUGUUGCCACAUGAUGAAACUUCGCCUUCCCAUAAUGGUGAAGAUCUAGUGAAACUACAUAAUGUUGAUGUUUUAGCUAUAUAUGAACAUAGGGUUCAAUUCCACAAGGCUUCUAACACUCUUAGGAACCUUGCUUUCAAUGAUUUCAGGAUUGAGGAAGCUUCUGGUUUUUCUGGUGGUAUUUGGCUUUAUUGGAACAAUCUCAGAACCAAUGUUACUUUUCUUGCUAGCAAUUUUCAAUCUAUUUAUGUUAAGAUUUCUAUUCCUUCUAAAAAUGCUUGGAUGCUAUAUGUGGUUUAUGCUAGUCCUACUCACACUUCUAGAGCUGGUUUGUGGAGGUACUUUGAGAGCUUGGCUGAUCAGUUUAAGCUCCCUACUAUGUUUAUUAGUGACUUCAAUGAGUUUCUUUCAGCUGCUGACAAGAAUUCUAGACCUUUGACUGGGAGAUUUGGUGGUUUGAGGUAUUGGAUUAACAUAGUUGCUUUGAUUAAUAUGAGCUUUUCUAGUUCUUGUUAUACAUGGAGCAACAAUAAAGUUAAGAAAAGAUUGGAUAGGGCUUUCUGUGAUAUUGAUUGGCGAUUUUCUUACCAUGAUGCCUUCAUCCACCACUUGCCGAAAAUAAAGUCUGAUCAUUGUCCAAUUCUUAUGCAAUUAACUUCUAAUAAUUUUGUGAAUGGUAGAGUUACUCCCUUCAAAAUCCAGGCUAUGUGGUUUUCUCAUGGUGAUUACUCUGAUUUUAUUUCAAGCACUUGGAAUUCUCUUAAUGGUGACUUUUCUUCAGAAAUUAAGGAUUUAUCUUCUGCUCUCUCUACAUGGAAUAAGGAGAUUUUUGGUCAUCUUUUUCAUAGGAAGAAAAAGAUUCUUACAAGGAUUGGAGGUAUUCAGAAGGCAAGAGAUAAGCAUGAGAACUCUUUCUUAACUAACCUUGAGGCUGAUCUUAUUAAGGAGUAUGAAACCAUUAGGGACUAA
Messenger RNA from Argentina anserina (silverweed cinquefoil), 1023 nucleotides. RefSeq lists its product as uncharacterized. The coding region runs from base 1 to 1023 and encodes 340 amino acids. The record is from RefSeq and is a predicted model, not a curated record. The transcript is spliced from 2 exons. NCBI's taxonomy places the organism in Eukaryota, Viridiplantae, Streptophyta, Magnoliopsida, Rosales, Rosaceae.